This is a messenger RNA of Asparagus officinalis (garden asparagus), 1741 nucleotides long. Its product is annotated as serine/threonine-protein phosphatase PP2A-1 catalytic subunit-like. The coding region runs from base 784 to 1461 and encodes 225 amino acids. Lineage: Eukaryota; Viridiplantae; Streptophyta; Magnoliopsida; Asparagales; Asparagaceae. The record is from RefSeq and is a predicted model, not a curated record. Gene Ontology annotation, molecular function: protein serine/threonine phosphatase activity. Gene Ontology annotation, biological process: peptidyl-serine dephosphorylation; mitotic cell cycle. Gene Ontology annotation, cellular component: cytosol. The transcript has 7 exons.
CUGCGGGGAUAUCCAUGGCCAGUUUCAUGAUUUGAUUGAGCUGUUCAAAAUUGGAGGAGAUGCGCCGGAUACUAAUUACCUCUUUAUGGGGGAUUAUGUGGAGGCAGGUACUAACUCUUCCAUAGGUGUUUCUAGUAUACAUUAUUAUGGGAAGGUGCAACCAAUAUGGAUGAGAUUUAUACUUAACCAGGUAAGGAGCGAUCUUAAGCAAUGCAACCUUUUGUAACUUUUUAAGGUAUGGAUGUCUUGCCUCAUCUUCUCUGGUGUCCCUCCUAAUAAUGUUCAUUACCAUAUAUAUUAUCUUAAACUAAACCUGUGGGAGAAUUUUGUUUGAUGGGUGCUGAACAACAAAAGAAGACAAAAAAAAGGAAGAAAAAAGAGAGAUAGAUUGAGUAUAAGACAAGGAAUUAACUAUGUUAUUGAUUUUUUUUCCUUCAAUAAGUGUCAGAAGACUUUGGAUCGUGGUGAUGAUGGCUCAAGGAGGUGGCUUUAGUUGGAGAUAGGCGGUUGGAUAAAAAAGAAGAAGAAGAAGAAAGGAAUGCAACAAUAUGGGAGGUGGCUGCAAGGUUGAAGUGUUUUUCCAGCUAGUUUGAAGUUUAGUGUUUGAUACCAAAGGUGAAAAGGUUUACUUGGGUUGUCGAUUUGGGAAGGUGUUGCGCUGGAUGGAGAGAACUGAAAAUGGAAAGCUGGGGGUUCUUUUGCAGCUUCGGAACAGAAUAGAGGAGAGGGAUUUUGGGGCUGUUGUGCUGUGGAUUUCUGCGAGGAUAUGGGGCCUGAUGGUAGAUGAGGAGACAUCGUGGUUAUUAUUCUGUGGAGACUGUCACAUAUCUGGUGGCACUGAAAGUCCGUUAUAGAGACAGGGUUACAAUUCUUAGGGGGAAUCAUGAGAGCCGGCAAAUUACUCAAGUCUAUGGCUUUUAUGAUGAAUGCUUGAGAAAAUAUGGUAAUGCAAAUGUGUGGAAGUAUUUUACGGACCUUUUUGAUUAUUUACCUCUGACAGCUCUUAUUGAGAAUCAGAUAUUCUGCUUGCAUGGCGGUUUAUCCCCAUCAUUGGAUACUUUGGACAAUAUUCGUGCUCUAGACCGUAUACAGGAGGUUCCACAUGAAGGACCCAUGUGUGAUCUCUUAUGGUCAGAUCCAGAUGACCGGUGUGGAUGGGGCAUAUCACCGAGGGGAGCAGGCUACACAUUUGGACAGGAUAUUGCGCAGCAAUUCAAUCACACAAAUGGUCUAUCACUAGUAGCCAGAGCUCACCAACUAGUUAUGGAAGGUUUCAAUUGGUGUCAGGACAAGAACGUAGUCACGGUAUUCAGUGCACCAAACUAUUGCUACCGUUGCGGUAAUAUGGCAGCAAUACUGGAGAUUGGGGAGAACAUGUCUCAAAAUUUCCUCCAAUUCGAUCCGGCACCAAGGCAGAUUGAGCCAGAUACCACCCGAAAGACACCAGACUAUUUUUUGUAAUCUUCAUAUUUUCCGAUGGCCUGAUGGUGGAUUGCAUUGCGUUAUAUGUUCGAUAAAUGUGUUCAAAGAAAGAGGAGUUUUGAAAAAUGGAGGGAUAGUCUUUAUCAUUCUUUUUGUUUGGAGUCUCUUGCUGUUUCUGCUAUGGCUUGCUUCGUUGAUCUAGAGGCAUUUUGAUGUGCAUUUAUAUUUGUAUUCCAAGCAAGGGAAGCAGCAGAGGUAAAAACAAUGGAAAUAUAUUAUUGGGUUUUAUACAUAUUUUUGCUCAAUUGAAGACUUAAAA